This is a messenger RNA of Cucurbita pepo subsp. pepo (vegetable marrow), 1431 nucleotides long. RefSeq names its product CMP-sialic acid transporter 4. NCBI's taxonomy places the organism in Eukaryota, Viridiplantae, Streptophyta, Magnoliopsida, Cucurbitales, Cucurbitaceae. Gene Ontology annotation, cellular component: Golgi membrane. Gene Ontology annotation, biological process: pyrimidine nucleotide-sugar transmembrane transport. Gene Ontology annotation, molecular function: pyrimidine nucleotide-sugar transmembrane transporter activity. The record is from RefSeq and is a predicted model, not a curated record.
GAAAAUUCAGAUCUGGAACUCGAAGCUAUUGGUAAGAUUAAUUCUUGAUUAUGCAGAACUAUCUGCUCUGCGAAACUUGUGCAAGAGAUUGGAAACUUUGAAUUCUGCGUGUUGGCCUCCCAGAUCUAAGCGUGUUCAUGCGCUAAAUGGAGUACAGAAGGAUCAAAGAUCAGGAUAAAGAUGGCAAUGGAGAUGGCAGUGGGGCUGGUGUUGCUGUGGCAGAUGACAUAGAGAGCUUGCGCGGUGGUAAAGCAAUUUCAGGCGCGAGCAAUAUGGCGAAAUUGGGAGGAAAUCCUUUGGAUAGAUCCAAGUGGCAGCAGAAGUCCAUAGUUACGCUUGCAUUAACAGUUCUUACUAGUUCACAAGCAAUACUCAUUGUGUGGUCCAAGAGAGCAGGCAAAUAUGAAUACAGUGUUACAACUGCCAAUUUCAUGGUGGAGACUUUGAAGUGUGUAUUAUCGCUUGCUGCUUUGAGUCGAAUCUGGAGAAGUGAAGGUGUGACUGAAGAUAACAAGUUGAGCACAACGUAUGAUGAGGUUAUUGUCUACCCUAUUCCUGCGGCCCUUUAUCUCGUCAAGAAUUUGCUCCAGUAUUACAUUUUUGCUUAUGUGGAUGCGCCGGGUUAUCAGAUAUUGAAAAAUUUCAAUAUCAUCAGCACGGGUAUUUUGUACAGAAUCAUACUUAAGAAAAAGUUAAGUGAGAUCCAGUGGGCGGCGUUUGUUCUUCUAUGUGCUGGGUGCACCACUGCACAGCUAAAUUCGAACUCAGAUCAUGUUCUUCAGACACCUUUUCAAGGUUGGCUGAUGGCUAUAAUCAUGGCACUCUUGAGUGGAUUCGCUGGAGUGUACACUGAGGCUAUAAUUAAGAAACGUCCUUCAAGGAAUGUAAAUGUACAAAACUUCUGGUUAUAUGUGUUUGGCAUGGCGUUCAAUGCUAUUGCCAUGCUGAUUCAAGAUUUUGAUGCAAUUGCGAAUAAGGGAUUCUUUCAUGGUUACUCGUUUAUUACAGUUCUCAUGAUUCUGAAUCAUGCCCUCAGUGGCAUUGCUGUAUCUAUGGUAUUGAAGUAUGCAGAUAACAUUGUGAAGGUUUAUUCCACUUCAGUGGCAAUGCUUCUCACCGCAGUGGUUUCUGUUUUUCUGUUUGGCUUUCAUCUCUCCCUCGCCUUUUUCCUUGGAUCAACCGUCGUAUCGGUUGCGGUCUAUCUACACUCAAUUGGGAAGCUGCAAAAGUAGCGACAACUUUGUGAAUGGUAAACCGUAACAACAGAUGUUCAUUAUAUAUCAGUGUAUAUGGGGUACUGUCUCCUGCUCUUUUUGCGUCAUUAUAUGUUUCCAUUGAUUACAUGAGAAAUUAUGGAUUCUAAGUACAAGUUAGAUAACAGAUGACUGGCGUAUACGAAAUAGUAUUUGUUACGAUUGCUAGAUUCAACCU